AGCGGGCUGUUUCCGGUUCCGGGUGGCGGGCGGCUGAAGGUCGGAUCACCGGCGUGGUGGAAAGUCGGCCCGGACUCCCGGAGCCGGUGGUCGGAGGGCGGGUCCGAGGGAUGGAGGCCCCGGGCGUAUCGGCAGACCCGCACCUGCAGCAGUUCAUCGAGGUGGAGAGCCAGAAGCAGAAGUUCCAGCAGCUGGUGCACGGACUGACGGAGCUGUGCUGGGACAAGUGUAUGGAUAAACCAGGCCCACGGCUCGAUAGCAGAACAGAAACCUGCUUGGUUAACUGUGUGGAACGUUUCAUUGACACCAGCCAGUUCAUCCUCAAUCGACUAGAACAGACGCAGAAAAGCAAAAUGUCUUCCGAGAGCUUGAGUGACUAAUUGGAUGGUCAAGUGGGAGAGUUGAUGAUACCACAGAUCGCCAUACUAUAUGAGACAGGCACCAGAGCUCUCCGAUGGCGGUGAGACGCACUGGAGCAACUUCACUGGGCUUGGUAACCCAGAGCUACUCUUAAAUGGAUCUUAUAUAAUGGUAAUGUGUCUCUGAGACUGAGUCCAAAUAACAUCUUGAAAUAAAGCAUGGUGGAAUUUUUUUACAAUAAAUUGUGCAUAAUCAUAGCAAUGAAAUAAUGUUUCAGGAGUUGUUUUCAAAAUUAUUCAUGUUGAGAGCAAAUAAAGAAUCAUUUUUAUCUUUGAA
Messenger RNA from Hypanus sabinus (Atlantic stingray), 696 nucleotides. It is a transcript of the gene timm8a, whose product is annotated as translocase of inner mitochondrial membrane 8 homolog A (yeast). The transcript has 2 exons. The record is from RefSeq and is a predicted model, not a curated record. Lineage: Eukaryota; Metazoa; Chordata; Chondrichthyes; Myliobatiformes; Dasyatidae. Bases 111 to 380 code for a protein of 89 amino acids.